Toxoplasma gondii ME49 is the source of this 1437-nucleotide messenger RNA. RefSeq names its product flagellar associated protein. Lineage: Eukaryota; Apicomplexa; Conoidasida; Eucoccidiorida; Sarcocystidae. The coding region runs from base 517 to 1437 and encodes 306 amino acids. The record is from RefSeq and is a predicted model, not a curated record. Gene Ontology annotation, molecular function: protein binding. The transcript has a single exon.
GGCCGGUCGAUAGGACGGGCAUCUCCUUGGGAGUUCCUCGUCGUCCUUUCCACGUUCAUUUUCCCCUCCCUGUCUGCCGCCGCUGUAGGAGGUCAUUCACAGCCUAAGCGUCACGUUUUAUAAAUGAAAUACUGUCCAUUGAGUGACACACUUGCUCGUAAAAAAGCCCUUGUCUGCUGUGCACAGUUCUGUCAGCACAUAGGUGAGACGUUUCGGAAAACGCCAUGUCACGACCGAUCUAGGGUUUAUGCUCCGCGAGGUUUGUCGUCUUUCAAAGUCGAGCGAAGUACAAGCAUCCGCACUUUAGCUUGUAUGCCUUUCUGGGUACCCCUUUUGUCUUAAUCAGAAUCUCUGCUGGGCUUCGUGCCUUGCGACCCGGGCACAAACUGCGAGACGGGUACUCAGACGGUGAAUGAGGCUUCCCACUUGGCAAAGAAAACCAAGUUUCACACGGAAACACAGACGCGCGUAUGGCAUAGUGAAGGGCUGCAACUGAAUCGAGAAGGUGCGGUUCAGAUGGAAAAGCCGGGUUUGUCUAUCGACCAGAAGCACGACAAGACGCUGUACCCGAAACCAUAUUUCACAGCCGACGCCCUGGAUGCCUUGAAGGUUGAGAAGGCAGUCAUCAUGCAAGCACACAUCCGAGGUUUCCUCGCCCGCAGAAAAGCGGCGAAACUGCGCCAUGCUAAGCAGGAAGCAAUCGACCGCGAAGAGGAAGAGAGAGCGAGCGCGCAAAAGGAGCACGAGAUGCGGCAAAAGCGCCUCCGGGACCGGUGUUUGCAUCCCAAGACCUACUCGGAUUUUGCCGUUCUACGCAGGGAACUCGAAGCUUGGCGGGUUCAAGAGACAGCACGCAUUAAGCAUAUGUUUGACAGCGAUGUGCAUCGACGUCAAGCAUUCAAGGAACUGCUUCACCGAGAAACAGAGCUCCUGCAGCACAUCGAGGAACUGAAGUUGCAGGCUACGAAGGAAAGCCGCCAAGAAAAAAAGCUGCACUUCCUCGAGACGCUGGCGAGACCCUUUGCCUGGGCCUGUCCGUCAACGGGCGACGUCAUCACUGUGUUCACUCCCGAAACCAUGCGGGCAGAGGAUCUGCGGAAUCUGUUUUUGGAUCUUGAAAACCUACAAGUCGAUACAGCGACUCGACUCGAUGUUCUUCAGCGCGUACAAGUGGCUGUUGCGGCAAACGCAGCGCAAGACCUAGAUCAGAAACGCACCGUGGGAACAAAGAAUCUCAACAAGGAGAUCCUCGAGCUCUGCCGCCGAGAAAUCGCUUUCCUUCGCCGAGGAACAACUCAGACAGCCAAACUAAGUGGUCUCAGGCAACGGCUCUCGCAUGCGUUCUGGUACCUCCUUCAAUCCCCUGCCUUCAACCCUCAAGCCUCGCGCUACCUCAAACUCCCUGCGUGCCAGCAGACGAAGGGAAUUUGUUUCUAG